AUGGCAACGACAGGUGUUUGUCAAUGUCUUCUCAAGAAAAAUUUAUAUAUCUAUUCGUUAGUUAAUUACGAAAGUGGAGGUCUUCUCAUUAAUAUAUAUAAUAGGGAAGGGAUGUCGGCAUUGAUUGAUGUUUUUAAUAGUCAAGAAUUUAGGAAUAAUAUGUAUCAAAAUGGUUUGGGCAAAGAAUUUGAUACUUCCAAGUCAUCUAAUAUUUUGUGUCAAUUAUCUGAUAAUUUUGAUCCAAAAUUAAACCAGCAAAAUAUGCGAAAAGUUUGUUGGAAAUUACAUAUACGAGGAUUAUAUGGAGAAUCAUUAAUACAUAUUCUUAUUAUAAACAAUACAAAAAUACAUACUAUUAUUGCCAAACAAAUGCUUCUUUUAUAUCCUAAUUUAGUUAAUGAUGUGUUUGAAGAACUCGACUAUUUUGGUGUAUCAGCUCUUCAUUUAGCAAUAAUCUAUGGAAAUGAAUCAUUAGUUAAUAUUUUAUUGGAAAGUGGGUGUGAUGUGAAUGUACGAGCUUUGGGCAACUUUUUUGUUCCCAAACAGUAUAACAACUCUAAGAAAAUACCCGCUUUCAAUGAAGAACUAUAUUUUGGUGAAUAUCCUCUUUCAUGGGCCGCAAGUAUUGACAAUAAAAUAAUAUACAAUUCAUUGAUAAGCUAUGGAGCUGAUCCUAAUUUAAUGGACACGUUUGGAAAUAUGGUUUUACAUGUGAUUGUUGCCCGAGAAAAAUUAAAUAUCUUUGGAUUUGUAUUAAGACAUUCAGAAAGACCGGCUCAUAACGAUAUGACCAACAAUUAUGGUUUAACUCCAUUAGCAUUGGCCUGUGUUUUAGGAAAAUCUAUCAUUUUUAGAGAAAUAAUUGAAUUAAGUUGUCAGGAAUUUUGGACAUACAAUAUAGUCACCUGUUGUGGAUAUCCAUUGAAUGUUGUCGACUCAAUGCAAAUUGAAAAUAAAGAAACAGACAGUCGAUCUGCUCUUAAUAUUAUACUUGAAGGUAAUAAUAGUGAGCACUUGGAUAUGUUACAGGGAGGGGUCAUUCAAAAACUAUUAGAAGAAAAGUGGAAAACUUUUGGACACCGUCUAUUUAUGAAAAGGAUUUUUCAGACAUUAUUUCAUUUAGUCAUUCUUAGUGUUGCUAUUUAUUUGAGACAAUCAAACAAAGAGUUGUCUAUCUGUGAACCACAAGUUAAUAAAAUUUUUAGAAUAAUUGCGGAAAUAUCUUCAAUAUUAAGUUGUGGUCGAUAUGUAUUUUUUCAAAUUAAAGAAUUUUCUAAUAAGAAAAAGCUAAACAUUUUAAAAAAUUUGAACUCAACAUUACCUCAAAUAAUAUUUUUGAUAUCAAAUAUUCUUAUAACUUGUUGUAUGUUUUGUCGAUUGUUUGGUAUUUUAUAUAUUGAAGAAGUUUUACUAAUAAUAGCAUUGCCUUCUUCCUGGUUUUUUCUAAUGUUUUUUGCCGCUGCUGUACGUAUAACCGGUCCUUUUGUAGCAAUGGUCAGGUUUAUGAUAAUUGAAGACAUGCGUCAAUUUAGUAUAAUUUAUUUAGUAUUUCUUUAUGGAUUUUCACAAACAUUUCACUUUUUAUUAAAAUCUCCAACAAAGACGUGGAGACAAUCACACCAUAGUUUUUAUUACAGCUCUUGGAUGGAACUGUUUCGUAUGACUUUAGGUGCCCAUGAGUAUGAAGAAUUGCGAAAUUCAUAUUAUCAAUGGUUGACUCAAUUGUUUUUUGUGUUAUUUAUGAUAUUAAUGCCAAUUUUAUUGCUAAAUAUGUUAAUAGCAAUGAUGGGUAACACAUAUUCAUUAGUAAUAUCUGAAUCUGAGAGGGAGUGGACUAUGCAAUGGGCAAAGAUUUUGCUUGAAUUAGAAAAAGCACUUUCUUUUAAUGAAUCGAAACUAUUUUUGAGUCAAUACACUCUUACAAUUGCUGCUAAAUCACAAACUGAUGAUCCGAUAACUGCUUUAAUGGUUAUCAAAAAAAUGUCUAUUUCUAAGGCAAAAAAGAGAAAACAAGCCAUUGAUAACUGGAAGAGAUUAAACAGAAAAGUUAAAAUACUAUUUUGUAAUAAAGAUAUCAACGAUUUGCAAGUUAUCAACAAUUGA
Messenger RNA from Oppia nitens, 2103 nucleotides. It is a transcript of the gene iav, whose product is annotated as transient receptor potential cation channel subfamily V member 1-like. The transcript is spliced from 15 exons. Bases 1 to 2103 code for a protein of 700 amino acids. Gene Ontology annotation, molecular function: calcium channel activity; protein binding. Gene Ontology annotation, biological process: calcium ion import across plasma membrane. The record is from RefSeq and is a predicted model, not a curated record. Lineage: Eukaryota; Metazoa; Arthropoda; Arachnida; Sarcoptiformes; Oppiidae. Gene Ontology annotation, cellular component: membrane.